AUGCAUCCAGCAAGACACAAGUGGGCCCGGUGCUCAGAGCGAGGCGGUGUCUGCGUUCCAGGGAAAGCCGAGAAGAAAAAAUGGAAGGAAAUGAAGCUCCUGAAGAAACUGGAGAAGCAGCGGAUGCGGGAGCUGGCGGAAAAACAGGCAGAGAAGCAGGAGGAGCAGAAGGAAGACAAAGGGCGUCCCUACGCGCUGAGCGUGGCCCUGCCGGGCUCCAUCCUCAACAACGCCCAGUCGCCGGAGCUGAGGACCUACCUGGCUGGGCAGAUUGCCAGGGCCUGUGCCAUCUUCUGUGUGGAUGAGAUCGUGGUGUUUGAUGAGCUUGGAGAAGGUGCAAAGACUGUGGAGGGGGACUUUGAAGGAAUUGGGAAGAAAGGCAAAGCAUGUGUGCAGCUGGCUCGGAUCCUGCAGUACCUGGAGUGCCCUCAGUAAGUGCACCAUGGUCACACUGAGCAUCAGGACUGACCCCCAUGGGCAGUGCAUGGCACAGGGCUCCUCAACCCCCUGGACAGUCCCCACCACAUGCGUGUGGAUGAGGAGUCUGAGUACCGGGAAGGUGUCGUGUUGGACCGGCCAACUAAGCCAGGCAGAGGCUCUUUUGUCAACUGUGGGAUGAGGAAGGAGGUACAGAUUGACAGGCAGCUGAACCCUGGGCUGCGAGUCACCGUGCGCCUAAAGGAGCCCCAGAAACCAGAAGCCAAAGUGCGGAAGGGCACCGUGGUGUCCUCACAUCACCCCCGGACCGUGUCGGGCUGGUACUGGGGUUACAGCGUCCGCCUCGCCUCCUGCCUCAGUGCUGUGUUUUCCGAGUGCCCCUUCCAGGAAGGCUACGAUCUCUCCAUUGGAACCUCAGAGCGAGGCAGCUCCGUGGACCAGGCCACUCUCCCCUCCUUCAGGCACGCCCUGGUUGUCUUUGGAGGGCUUGAGGGCCUGGAAGCUGGGCUUGAUGUGGACCCAAACCUGGAGGUCACCGACCCAAGCCUCCUGUUUGACUUCUACCUGAACACCUGUCCCAGCCAAGGCAGCCGAACCAUCCGGACAGAGGAAGCGCUGCUGAUCUCACUCUCUGCACUGAGACCCCACAUCAACAAGGCUGUGACACCCAGUGACACCUGUGGGAAGGAAAACCCCUGA
Molecule: messenger RNA, 1137 nt
Organism: Chaetura pelagica (chimney swift)
Lineage: Eukaryota; Metazoa; Chordata; Aves; Apodiformes; Apodidae
Gene: SPOUT1
Product: chromosome unknown open reading frame, human C9orf114
Exons: 10
Biological process (GO): maintenance of centrosome location; miRNA processing
Cellular component (GO): mitotic spindle; spindle pole centrosome; kinetochore
Molecular function (GO): miRNA binding
Source: RefSeq, a predicted model, not a curated record